Messenger RNA from Tyto alba (common barn owl), 4435 nucleotides. It is a transcript of the gene MAP7, whose product is annotated as microtubule associated protein 7. NCBI's taxonomy places the organism in Eukaryota, Metazoa, Chordata, Aves, Strigiformes, Tytonidae. The record is from RefSeq and is a predicted model, not a curated record. Gene Ontology annotation, biological process: microtubule cytoskeleton organization. Bases 351 to 2609 code for a protein of 752 amino acids. Gene Ontology annotation, cellular component: microtubule cytoskeleton. The transcript is spliced from 19 exons.
GGAAGUGCUCGGCAGGCUUCUCCCCACUCCCUACCCUUGCAUAAAAUCUCACAAUGCUGUGGAUGUGACAAACUCCAUUUUGAUCAGCUGUUGGGCCAGAAAUGGUGAGAGUGGGUCAGAGUUGACCUCCAAAGGAUAUUUUGAUGGCAUACGUUUUUGACUCUUCUUGAAGCUGCAGCUUUUCCUUCUGUGGCACCUCCUCCUUUUUACUUUGGGUCUGCAUAAUUGCUGGCCUGAAUUUUUUAAGUGUAGGAUGGGAGACUGAAGUAAUGCGUAUGGGGUGAUAUGGAUCAUGCUAUGGAUUCACAGUAGACCUCUGAAGUGCAAAUGAAUGUACAGUACUGAAUAUAAUGGAUGAAAUAGCUGAAGGUUCUAAAAUACAAGACAAGAAAGUCAAUUCAGGACAAAGCAACACGGGAACUAAACCAGAUCAUCCAACAAUACUAAGGGUUGAUGACAGGCAACGGCUUGCUAGAGAACGGAGAGAAGAACGAGAAAAACAGCUAGCUGCAAGAGAAUCCGUCUGGUUAGAAAGAGAAGAGAGAGCCCGGCAACAUUAUGAAAAACACCUAGAGGAACGCAGAAAGAAGCUAGAAGAGCAGAGAUUAAAGGAAGAGAGAAGACGAGCUGCCGUAGAGGAAAAGCGAAGGCAGAGAAUAGAGGAAGAUAAGGAACGACAUGAAGCUGUUGUACGUCGCACGAUUGAAAGAAGCCAGAAGCCAAAACAAAAGCAGAACAGGUGGUCCUGGGGAGGAGCACUACAUAACCGCAUUAAUAACACAGGUUAUUUUUUUGAAUCAUCAUUCACCUUUCUCGAUUUAGCAGGCCUGGAGCACCACUUCAGAUCUCUGGGUGGUGCUAGAAAACCUGAUCCAGACAGGCGAUCUGUUUCAACAAUGAACCUUUCGAAACAUGUUGAUCCAGUCAUUAACAAGCGGCUCUCCUCCUCAUCUGCAACAUUACUAAAUUCUCCAGACAGAGCUCGCCGUCUGCAGCUCAGUCCGUGGGAGAGCAGCAUCGUUAGCAGGCUCCUGAUGCCCACUCACUCAUUCCUGGCCCGAAGUAAAAGCACAGCUGCAUUGUCUGGAGAUGCAGUUAUCCCCAUUUGUCCCCGUUCAGCAUCUUGCAGCCCCAUCAGUCCUCUGUCCUACAAGGCCAUGAACUGUAGGAAUCCAGGAGACCGAGCAAAACUUUAUGCCUCUACUGAUGCUGUUGGACGUAGGAGAACAACGCAUCUGGCAGGGACUGACAAAAAAGAAAAGGAGAGAGACCAUUUGUCACCCAGCUUCUCAGCCAGCUUUAAAGGAGGUCAUUUUUCUUCCAACCCCAAAGCUAGAUCACCAGCUCCCUCUCCAGUUUGGCAUGCAUCAAAGUCUUUGCCUUUUUUGCCUGGCACACCUAAGCAGAUAACGUCCCCACCUGGCUCCUCCAAAGUGUCCUCUGCUCAGGCACGUCCUCCUUCUCCUGGCAAUAUCCGGCCUAUCAAAAAAGAGGUCAAACCAGAGAGUGAGAAGAAAAGACCAGAAAAGGAGGCUGAGAAGGUCAAUGAGGAGAAGACAGAAGACAGUAAAGGAACUCCAGCAGGGGCUGGACUACCUGCAAGUCGGGAAGAGCCUGCUGUCCAGGCAGACCUUGCACAAGCAGCCAGCCCAUCCCUACCUCCUGCUCCACCAGCUCUUUCUCCACCCCCAGUCCCUGCGAAGACCUCUGCAGGUACAACUGACCCUGAAGAAGCAACGAGGCUGCUGACCGAGAAGAGGCGCCUUGCCCGUGAGCAACGGGAACGGGAUGAGCAAGAGAAGAGGGAGAGAGAAGAGCUUGAAAGGCAAAAGAAGGAGGAGCUAUCACAGAGGAUAGCUGAAGAAAGAGCUCGCCGGGAAGAGGAAGAAGCUCGCAGACAGGAAGCAGAAAAAACCCGAAAGGAUGCAGAGGAGGAGCGGGGAAAGGAAGAACGGCUGCGCCGACAAGCAGAAGAAAGAGAACAGAAGGAGAAAGAAGAGAUAGAACGCAUUCAGAAACAAAAAGAAGAGGAAGCUCGCCUACGGGAAGAGGCAGAGCGGAUUCGAUUAGAACGUGAAAAGCAUUUCCAAAGAGAAGAGCAAGAGCGCUUGGAAAGGAAGAAGAGGCUUGAGGAGAUCAUGAAGAGAACUAGGCGUGUAGAAGCUGUAGAUAAGAAACCCAAUGACCAGCAAAAUGGACAUAUAUCAAAGGCAGAUAUUCCUGGAGAAGCAGUCAUAACCAGUCCUGCAUCUCUCUUGGAACCUGCAGGAGGACCUCAGCCUCCGCCCGCCGCCCAGUCGCCACACAACGGGAGACCCGUCACCUGCACACGUGUGAUUGUUUCACAUCAACCCCCCGUAAAUAUGGACAGCAAUCUCAAUCCAGAGAAAAAUGCAAAUGAAAAUGGAAUGUCUAUGCAGAAUGAUAACUUUGAAGAGAUUAUAAACCUGCCUAUUGGUUCUAAACCAUCCCGGCUGGAUGCCAUGAACAAUGACGGAAGCAAUAGUCCUGAGAUUCCUUUGAAUCCAAUUCUAGCCUUUGAAGAGAAGGGGACUCUUUUGCCUCAGGUAGAAAGUGUUCAAACACAUCAAACAGCAGAAGUGAUCUGAUUGUUUCUUCUGAAGAACCAAAGGUGAUAUGAGCAUCUCUGCAGUCAGUGGAGUUUCUUCCAUGCUAUGAAGGAGUGUUUUAUUUUUUUCUCUCCAGUUUUUUAAAGAUUUCUUGAAUAACUUUUUUGGAAGGACUUUAGCAAAACCAGCAGAAGAAAUGAUGGGAAUAGACUUGGAUCACCUUUCUAAUAGCUUUCAUCACUAGAAAAAUCAUGCUUCACAUGCAUUACUUAAUAUGGCUUUUUUCAACAAGCUUUUUCUGUUAGUAAAUGAAUAUUUGUGCAUUCCUUAAGACACGAGACACUGGAAUCUGAAAGCAAUGGGCUGAUUUGGGUGGUGGGACUGAUUCUUUUUUUAAAAAGACGGGUGUUGGUUUAAAAGUUGUAAUUGUAAAAUUGGCAAAGAAUCUUUUACACUUUGUGGUUCUAAUACUUGAAAAAUAAGUACCUCAUUGCUCUACAAGUAGAGCCAAUGGGGUGUUUUAUUUAAACCUGUUGGUUUGAAUAUUAUUGCAGAGAACUCUAAUUAUGGGGGCAAAGUAUAGGCUUCUGUAUCAGGUUCUUGUAAAUGUAAUUCCUACAGGGACAUUCUGUAAAUUGAGACGUCACUAUGAUCUUCUCACAUUUUCUCUAAAAACACAAAACAAGGCAGGUUUUAAAAUGUGAAAAUUUGAAAGCAUUAUUUUUUCAUGCACAAGAGGAAAACCUAUUGUUCUCCUAGAUGAUGUAUUUAUGAAUUUUGUUCAGUACAGAAAUAAAUCGUUUAACUGAAUAAAUUAGAAAAAUGUGGUAAAAUGAUACUGCAAACUUGAUUUUUUUAGUUACAUCCAUGUUCACAAUACUAUAAAAGAUGUGUACGCAUACGUGCACACGUGUGCGUGCACACCCAGGGAAAUACCUUGUUCUGAGUCCUGUAAAUUGCUGCUGUUCCCAGUGAUGGAAGACUUUGCCUUAUCAGACUACUGAAGACUGUGUGAAACCUGAAGUGUUUGAUUUUUGGAUGAUGAAGCAGGUUUGAGGAUUUUUUGGGUUUGCUCGUUUCAGAGCAAAUGGAAAAUGGUCAUUUUUUUGUGCUUUUUAUGUAGUGUGUGAUUUUUAUCAAGCAGUGCGGUCUGGGUGGCAAGAGGAGCAGUGCAGGUUGCCUCCUCUUUAGUUUGAUGCUGAUUUCUACUGACAUUGUUCCAUCCCUCGCUUUUGGUUGCCAUUGGGCAGGACUGUAAAAUCUUGCACCUUUUUGUGCUUUGAUAAAGCAUGCUGUUACAGGCAGAGCUCACUCUAGGUAUCUGAGUUUGAAGCACCAACCAGGGCUUGAUGCGAUGCUCACUGAAGGCAGCGAUUGUCAGAUCAGAUCCUUGGCUAGUGGAAGCAGGGCUUUGUGGGGUUUCAGUUCAUGCUACCAGAGAAUGGACCAUUCAGAUUCCUGCGCUUGCCUUUAGCGAGCACUGGGCCAGGCCUCUGGCAAGCUGUGCAGAAAGUCUGCGCUAGCCGAAGAAAUCCUGAGACAAAAGCUGAAGAGUUUUUGAAGGAAUUACUUUCUGCUGCUGCCAAGUGUUCAUCUUAUACAGGAGGUGGGAUAAAAACAAUGGAAAUGCAAUGAAAAAGAUACUUCAUCUGCCAGAAUAUAAAUGGAAGGGAGCAACCAGCCAUUCAGUCAGAAUGCUUUCAAUAGCAGCUUGUGACACAGUAAAAUGAAUUGGGUUCCCUUCUUGUUUUCUUUAGUUUUCCAUGUACAUAGCCACAAUAUUCUGAAGUGUCCAAAAUGUGUAGUUUUUCUUUGAUCCUAUAUAUAGCAUGUAAGUACCAAAUAAAACUUGUUUGAAAUAUUUA